UUUAAAUAUAAUUGAAUAUAUAGUUAGUUAAAUUUCUAUAUUUAUUUUAUAAUAUUUUUAGGAAAGAUUAUAUUAUUAGAAAAGAGAAGAAAUAUUUAUAAUAAAUAUUGCUUAAUACUAUUAAUUGGAUACUUUAUGAGAAUUUCACAUCGAAAACAUUAAUUGAUAAGAGUGUUACAUAUUAAACUUUUGAUGGCUUGAUAUAAAAAAUAUCAAGUAUUUAGAAUAGCAAACUCUAUUUCUCAUUGUUAACUUUAAUUUGUGUAAUUUAUAACUUGUAGCUAUUUAAUGUGCUCCAAGUGAUAAUCUAAAAAGACUGUUUUGUGUUAUGCGUAAUGUUUCAUCGUUCAAAAAAAUAUACUUCUUUUGAAAAAUGAUUGCAUUGUAAUACAAUUAUUACAAUUAGACAAAACAAAGUGCGUUACCUAGUUUUGUAUAAUUUAUCCGUUCAAUCGUCAAUACAUUUUAUGCGCUAAUAAAUACCGCAAUGAUAUUAUCUACGGUUUUACCUUUAUAAACCAGUUAAUUAUUAUUGUUAAUUAUGAUGCAAAGUUAUGUUCUUGUAUUGUUUACUGAUUGUUGUUCUUCAGUAUAUCUCGCUGGUUGAGAAAUGCUGUGUUGGAAUUUAGCAGACAAUAAUACGAUGUUAGUUGUAUAUAUGUGAAUGUACAAUAUGCGUAUGUGUAUACGUAUAUAUAUAUAUAUACACACACAUAUAGAUAUACGUACACACCUAUACAUAUAGAGAUUCAUUAAUAAUGUUAUAAUUAGAAUUACGUGGGAAUUAAAAGAAUCUGCUCUUCCGUGCUGUGCAAACACGAAUUUGGUGUUAGUAAAUAACACGUACACGAUCAUAAUUCAUGUAUCGUGUUCAGAAUUUUCCGAUAUAGUUUCUUAUAAGCAUCAAUUGAAAUUUACAAAAAUUUGAUCAGCUCUCUCUUUUUCUAAUUCUAUAAUAAUUUUAGAAAAACGACUAACAGAAUUGAUUAACUAUCACGUAAUUUUAAUUACUAUUUAUGCAAAUGACACACAACAAAGAUAAAUAUUUAAAAAGAUAAAGCUAUACGAAACAUCGCAACUUUUUUUACAUUAAAAAAAUAAUUUAUUAGUUUUAUUUGAAAAGAAAUUAAUUUUGUCAUUGACUAAUAUUUAUCGUUAAAUUUGUUAUUGUAAUCUUGUUCUUUUCGCGGAAAUAACUAUAUUUUUUGGAAAUAUGUUCUUCAAACAAUCUUCAAAGCAGGAUGAUGCAUCUGAAGAAUGAUGGAAAUAUAUUUUAAAAUAUAAAAUAUAUUUUAAUUGGUUGUGUUAGCAUGCCUUUACUUUAUAUCAUAUGCGUAGUUAUUUUUUCGAUAUUAUUGUUACACACGCAAUCUGUUUGUUACUGAUUAUUGUGACACUAAUUAUCAUGUAAAAUAUGUAUGUAAUAUUUCAGUGUAUGUAAUUAAAAAACGAGAGCUACUCUAGCGGCUAUUGACAAUAAAUCGUAAGCCGAUCUUUUAACAACUGGUUUCUUCUAGAUCAUUCAAUAAAUUCACGCUAGAAACAAAAAUAAUAAAUGCAACGAUUAUUGUAAAACUCGCAAUUUAUUUCAUUUUUCUCGAUCCAUUACAUCUUUCUAGGAGAGUAACCGGUAUUCAACAAUUGUGUAUAAUUGUAUACAAUUGUAUUUAUUAAAAAAAAAACGAAGAAUACAGAAUGAGGACGUUACGGGCAAAAACUGACAUUGUUGAAAUAAAUCUCAUAGAUAAUUAUUUAUACUUACUUAACCUUGAAAUAACUAUUAGACGUGGCACGGGCAUGUCCUCGUUCGCAUUUGCUGCUAUCAUAAAAAUUGCUUGUCACCUGUUGCGCUACCAUAUUUACAUAUCAUAGAUACGUAUGUAUAUAAGAACGCACUUAUAAUACCGGUAUCAUCGAUUUCUUUAAAAAAACGUCGCUUAAUCAGGUAUACAAUUUUCUUUGUUUUUCGUUAUAUUUUCUCUGAGGCGUUACUAAUAUAUCGUCGACAAAAACAAAGUUCUUAGGAUCUAAAAAAAAAAAACAAAUUUAUCUCAAUUUUUAAAAAGCCCGGCGAUAAUUCACGCUCGGUAAUCGUUAAAUUUGUUUCUAAUUGUAAGUGAUUUCUCGAAUUGCAUAAAGCAUUGUUUAGGUAAUGUGUCAUUUAGUUACGCAGAAAGCAUUUCCGUGAAACACAUGCAUGAGAAUUAACUCUCUAAUUGUGUGAAUGGGAUUGUGCGUCUCGUGGGAUUAAUUUAUUACGUGCACGGAAAGAUACUCUCCUGAUUUCCUAAUAUGUUCGUAACAUAUGAAAAUUAUGUGAACAUAAACGACAUUUCUAAUAAGAUUGUAUUUCUGUAGCUUUUAAAGAUAUAAUAAAAUUUUUAUGUUUUUUGUAAAAAAAAAGAAAAACUUAAAAAUAUUUUAAAAAUAAUAAUUUGUUGGAGGUAAAAAGAGCAAUUUUUCAAGAUAGUUUUAAAUAAAAAUACAUGAAAGGAAAUGAUUAAUGAUUAUAAAAAGGAAAACUUCACGUAAAUAAAUGAAAAGAUGAAACACCUCAAUUAUUAUAUAUAUGUAUAACAAGCACUCUUGGUGAAUACUGUUUAAGUAAAAACUAUGUUUUAUUGAAUAUUUAUUAUAAAAGAUAUAAUAAGUAAGAUAGAAAGUAAAUAUGUGAGAAAGAGUAUGCACGUGCAUACCGCAUUAAAACCGAUCGGUCGCGUGCACGAAGCGUACUCGAGCAUAGCAUUGCGUGUCACAUAACGCGUGGCGCGGCGGGAGAGAAAGAGAAGCGACCACGAAGAAGCGUAAGCGUAAGCGUAAGCGCCGGCCGCCGCCGUAGGUCUAUACUCUUCGUUACUUUCUAAAUUCCCCCUCGCAGGCGGUAUAUAUCCCCCGAUGACUUUGCGUUUUGCAAUCGUACGCACUGCGACGGGAAUCACAUCCGAGCGAGUUUUUCGCGCACCGCGUAAGCCUGGAUGUUAUAUCACAAACCACGGGAUCACCGCGGGAGAUGGCGGUCAGUGUCGUGCGAUACCUCGCGCUCCUUGUGUUCUACGCCUUGCUACAGUACCACUAUGCAUCGGCUCAAAACAAAACUCUCAGAGAUCUUUUUAACAGCACAUCUUGUGCCAAACCGCCUUACACUUGUCCGCAUCCGCAGAUAGAGUUUUAUCUGUACACCAGAGAAACACAAAAAGAUCCUAUACUAUUAGAUAUCCGUGACUUUAAUUCUCUUUGGAAUUCCAAGUUCAAUAAAACGCAUCCAACGAAGAUCGUCAUUCAUGGCUUUGGCGGUGGACGAAACUUAGCACCUAGUACAGAUUUACGAGAUGCGUAUUUCACGCGAGGCGAUUACAAUAUUAUAAUCGUGGAUUACGGUUCGUUGGUACGCGAGCCGUGUCUCUCGCAGAUCUCAUGGGGCCCGGAUUUCUGCUCCCAAUGCAUCGCUCAGCUGGUCAAGUACUUGAGAGAUCAUCCACGAGGCACGAAGGUAGAGAACAUACACGUGCUCGGAUACAGCGUGGGUGCGCAUAUCGGUGGACUCAUUGCAAAUUACUUGCCCAAUGACAAACUCGGGAGAAUUACGGGCCUCGAUCCGACGAUAUUUUUCUACAUGAAUGGCAACCGCUCGAUGGAUUUAGACGAAACGGAUGCCCAUUUUGUGGACGUGAUUCAUACAGGCGCCGGCAUUUUGGGGCAAUGGGGGCCAAAUGGCCACGCGGAUUUCUACGUAAACGGUGGCUCGAGUCAGCCCGGGUGCGCCACUUCUUCUAUACUCCAAACGCUUUCGUGCGAUCACACAAAAGUGACACCGUACUACAUAGAAUCAAUCACAACGAAGAAGGGAUUUUGGGCGGCUCCUUGCGCAAAUCUAUUCUCAUACCUGAUCGGAUGGUGCAACCCCAAGAGAAACGAGUACAUUCUGAUGGGAGAAGAUACGCCUCAUACAGCACGCGGCAUCUUUUAUCUGUCAACAAACGCACACAAACCGUACGCCCGAGGACUGCCCGUAAAAAGCCAGCGUCGGACAAAUCGGAAGCAAUCGUCCUCCCGCCAGUAUUGAGCCUAUUGAAACAACUAAUCAACAUAAUUAUAGAAUAGCGUGUACAUGAAUCAGUCAUUUUAAGCAUUACGUUACUAAAAGACUUUUGUUUUUAUAUCGUUAUCGUUUAUACGACUUUGUAUAUUUUAAUCGUUAGAUCUCGUUUUUCUCUAUUUCCCUUCCCUUUCUUCUGCUUCUUUUUCAAUAAAAUAUUUCGCCAGAUUGCGCGAUGAUUGUUGCGAAGAGCAGAUAUUAUAUAUACCUCGUUGUACCGUUCAUUGACAUCAAUUAACUGGUAUAGCUGAAGUCUCGCGUGCUCAAUACAUAACACUUUCACUCCCGCUCUUACUGCAACUUUUUAUACAUAAUAUUUCUUUUUAUUAAAAACCGCUUGUUUACAAAACCGCUCGUUCUCUCGAUAUAUACUCAAACAAAUCAUCUUAUCAUUUUUAAUCACUCAAUCAUUCUGAUUCAAUUCAAUGCGUCACGUCAUUGAACAUCGUAAAACGAGGUUGAGUUGCAUCAAAUAGGAUAGCUUUGCGCAACAAAUUUCUUUCGAAAGAGACACGAAUUUUUCUGUGUUAUUAAAAUUUAUAGCGCUAUUUCAUAAUAGUACAAUGUUAGAUUUUGCAAAAUACGUGUGAUUAAUUUACUUGUUGCACAGUUUUAAAAUCCCCUUUUACUCUUUCGAUAUAAAGUUACUUUAAUAAUGCAAGCUAAUCGUUUUACGAUAAUUGUAUAAUAUAUCGUUAUUAAUAUGUAAUUAAUUGCUGUAAUCUAAUGUAAUUAAUUUGAAUCUGUUGUUUAGGUUAAGACAGAAAAUUAAUUUUUCUCUUGUGAAGAUAUCUUUACAAUACAAAUAUUGCUAAAUCAUAUUUGAGUUUUAUUUAACCCGACGAUCUCUAUUCGCCGCCCAGUUUCAAAUUUCUUCAUAUAGGUACAUUUGCAAUGACAUCAACGCCAUUUAUGUUAACAACAAUAUUUAUUACAUAAUAAUUAUUACGAUAUAGUAAUAACUUCUAUGGAUUUACAAUAUACUGCCGCGCUAAACCUUAAUAAUAAAUAUAAUAUGCAAUAGAAUGAUUACAAGUUACAUCUUCGUUUCAAGUCGAAGGCUCCUCCGCAGCCUGGAUUUUUCUUAUCUCUUUAUACCUAAAGAUGAAACCUUCGUGAGUUAUUAUGUAUAUCCUCUAGAGAUAUGAUCUUUCCACGAUCACGAUGCUCGCAACGUCAAUCUCCACACGCAAAUACACGCCAUACGUACAUAGGCAAAGAUGCAUCCGAAUUUUUUUUAAUAUCAUCGACCCCGAUCUUGAGAUUCGACGAGCGGUGUCCGUCGAGCAUCGUCUCGAAGAUUUCACGUUCAGCGAUUUCACGUAAGCUAGAAAUAAAGUACGUAUCAUAUCGUGAAAAACGCGAUAAUUCAAACUGUAAAUGUUGAUAAUAUUAAUCUCCCUCGAAAUUCAAUCUCAGUGCAAAAUUUUUUCUCACAAAUGACAACAAUAAUCACUACAAUUUAAUGAAUAACACGAUUAGUUGGUUGAUAACGAACUGAAAAGAAAAUUAUCGACCGUGCCUAGUAGUUGAAAAUAGACGGCAAAUUUUUAUUUAAAAAAAAAAAGGAUUUUAUGAAAAAGAUUUAAACAUUAUUAUUAUUAUUGAUAAUUAAGAUUUAGCAAAUACAUUCGAUUAGUCUUUUUUUGCAUAUUAAACUGACAUUUUAAUUUAACGCAAUAAAAAUACAUUGCUGACGUCGUCCUUGACAUUUUUUAACUAACAACAAGAGAAAGUAGUUUUCGGUGAGUUUUUUUUUGGUGAGGUUCGUGAUUACAUCACAAGACAUACCAGAUUAUUGUUGAAUCAUCGUUUGACUGUUUUCGUGUGAGAUCAAAUAUAGAGAUAAAAACACAUUGUUUUCGAUUAAUUCGCCAAUCACAUCUCGAGGAUGUUAUAUUCAGACUAAACUAUAGUUUUACAAAUGCUCUUUUCACGUGUUCCGCUUUUAUUUACAUCCUUUUAUUUUCGUGCAUGCUACGUGCUGUUGCCGGACAAUCGGCAUAUAUGUGCAUGAACGGAUUUAACGCUAACGUAUAUUGAUUAUUUAAACAGAGAUCCGUCUUUUUUUCAUCCUUUUGCUGAUGAUACACUCGAAACAUUCGCAGGAUCGCAG
Monomorium pharaonis (pharaoh ant) is the source of this 6212-nucleotide messenger RNA. RefSeq names its product phospholipase A1 member A. The record is from RefSeq and is a predicted model, not a curated record. Gene Ontology annotation, biological process: lipid metabolic process. Gene Ontology annotation, molecular function: lipase activity. The coding region runs from base 3011 to 4063 and encodes 350 amino acids. NCBI's taxonomy places the organism in Eukaryota, Metazoa, Arthropoda, Insecta, Hymenoptera, Formicidae. The transcript is spliced from 7 exons.